Messenger RNA from Rhipicephalus sanguineus (brown dog tick), 7908 nucleotides. Its product is annotated as apoptotic protease-activating factor 1. Gene Ontology annotation, molecular function: protein binding; ADP binding. The transcript is spliced from 21 exons. The coding region runs from base 184 to 4146 and encodes 1320 amino acids. NCBI's taxonomy places the organism in Eukaryota, Metazoa, Arthropoda, Arachnida, Ixodida, Ixodidae. Gene Ontology annotation, biological process: regulation of apoptotic process. The record is from RefSeq and is a predicted model, not a curated record.
UACUGCCGUUACUGCCGUUCGUGCCGUCGUAUCGUUCGUGCCGUGUUCAGUGUGUUGUUAGCUGUGAGGUGCUUUCUUGUUGCGACACGUUUAGAGAAACUGCUGAGCGCUGUUUAAAUAGAGCGGUAGAAUUAUGAGAAUUCAAGGAGCUACUGUGGUUCUCACCUCUGCCGUGGUUCAUCUAUGAAAACAAAUCUAGAACCCGGAAGCGCCAUGCAUGAGUUAGACACCGCAGAGAAGAUAUGCCUGGCAAAAAAUCGGGACGCCAUAGUGGCAGAUGUGGAGGCCAAGUUCGUGCUUCCCCACAUUGAAGAAUCUGGCAUCUUCACGAAGGAAGAGUGCGAGGAUAUCCUGAGACAGGAUUCUGUUGAAAACAGAGUUAGAAGACUCCUUGAUGCCUUGAGUGGCAAGGGUGAAGCUGGCUACAAUGUGUUCAUCGAUGCCUUGGAACGAGACAAUGCCUAUGUGUGGAUUGCACAGAAGCUUCGAAUGGAGCACAGUGCCAUUAGGCAGGAGAAUGUCGAGGUGCACAAGGCACUUCAGAAUGGUGGAGUGCCGUUUCGCCCCGUGCAUCUGGUGAAGCGAGGAGGGACUGUGCUGAAGAUCAGAGAAGCAUUGUGGUCUCUGUCCCACAGUGAUCACCGUACCAAUGGAUCUGUGCUUCUGCAUGGCAUGAUAGGCUGUGGCAAGUCGAUCCUGGCCGCAGAGGCUUUGAGGGACUAUAAGCUGCUGCGGGAAUGCUUCCCGGAUGGAGUCCACUGGAUACAAAUGGGCAAACUGCGUGAGCCGAGCGACGUGCUGCACAAGAUGCAUCUUCAGCUCGACCGCCUGAACUACGACUCGCACAAGGACGUUGGCACUGUCGAAAUGGCGACCUGUCGGCUGAAGCGUUGGAGUCUGAAAUACCCCAGAGCCUUGCUGGUGCUCGACGAUGUGUGGUCCCCUCAAGUUGUGGAGGCAUUUUCUGUAGGCGUCCCUCUGCUGGUGACUACACGCGACGACUCUGUUGUGAAUGACAUACACAUGUACAAGCACUCCAUUCAAAUCGACGAAGGGCUCACCCUUGACGAAACUCGGCAACUUUUUGCAAGCAUCCUGAAAAUGCCUGAGCAAGAGCUGCCUCUAGAGGUUGAGGAGAUAUGGGCUACCCACCGAGGGCUGCCCCUCUUGAUGGCCAAUAUUGCAGCUGUGCUGCGUCCCAAUGCUAGGCAGCCCGAGAAAUGGAGGCCGUACAUUGAAGAUGCACGUGGGAAGGGUCGAGUGAGGCAUGGUUCAGGCAGCAGCUACGAUGCAGCUUUGGAGCUCAUCGUCAAUAGCCUAGACUCUGAACAGCUCGGAUACUUCGAAAGCUUUGCUCUCUUUCUUGAAGACGUUGACAUCCCCAGUUUGGUGUUUGAGGUGCUGUGGGACAUGGAUGCCGCCAAUGUCGAGCACGCCAUGCAUGGCUUAGUGCAGAAGUCGCUCGUGCGCAUGGAGCCUGUACACAACUCCUACACCUAUGGGAUCCACGAUCUCUACCUCAACUUUCUCAAGAGGAGGGCAACCUCACUAAAGGACCUCCACCGGCAGUUUGCAGAAAAGUUGCUAAAGCGCUGGGAGCCUUGGAAAAUGCCUUGUGCCCGUGGCUACUUCUAUUGGUACCUGGGCUACCAUUUGGAUGAGGCUGGAAUGCAUGAAGAGUUUCGGGACAUCUUCCUUGACCUGCGCUUUGUCGACAGCAAAGUACGGUGCAACUGUCCUAGUGACCUGGUGACUGACUUGCACCGCUAUAAGCACCACUUCCUUUGUGACCUACAGGUUGAGCAAGAAAGGCUGGACAUGCUGCGGUUCUUGCAGCCUAAUGUCCAUUUGCUUUCUGAUCGGGACACGGAUGUCAUCCAGCUGGCAUUGAGUCAACCACGGAGCUCCAGUGUACAUCGGAAGGCACUGGGCAUUGCUAUGAACCAUGCUGCUGAAAAAGACCACCAGACUCCCUACUUCAUGUGGACGAACAUGCCAGAUAACUGGUCCCAGGCUGAAGUCAGAAUGAAAUCUCCAAAUGGCGGUGUGAACCAUGCAGAAUUCAGUCCAGAUGACACCAUCAUCGCCUCGGCUGGAGAUGACCAUGUCGUCAGGCUGUGGCAGAGUCACUCGGGCCAUGAGCUACAAGCUUUGACUGGCCACACACAGGCUGUCAACUACUGCACAUUCAGCCCUGAUGGCCACAUGCUCGCAUCAGCGUCCUCCGACCACCAAGUCUUUCUGUGGAAUGUUGGUGAAGGCGUCCACAGGAUUCCAGCAUCACCAUUGGGUGCAUCACCUAAAUUAGGCCGAUUGGGAGGGCGCCGCUGCUCUUGCUGCUCUAGAACUGCCUCUGUGGAACACAGUGCUGCUGUUCUUUGCUGUGCCUUCUCACCCGAUGGCAAGCUGCUAGCCUCUGGAGACACACGUGGGUUCGUCAAGAUUCACCGUAUCAAAAAGGGCGACCUGGACGGAGAGCUGGUCAAGGCAAUCCCAAAACAGGCGAACGCUGUUCGUAGCUGUUGUUUCACGAGCGACUCUCGUCGCCUUGUGCUGGCCCUCGAUUCCCAGAAUGUAGUGAUAUGGAAGGUGCCAUCUGAUACUCAGAUAGCUCAAGUAGAGCAGCCAGAAAGGCCGCAAGUUCUUGAACACGCAGACAGUGCUGUUGUGGAUUGCUGCCUUUCGCACGUCUUCAGGGGCACUCUCGGUGCCACCCAGCAGGUUAUUUCAGCUGCUGGUCAGCACAUUUGGUCCUGGGACCUGCGCAACCCAUCAGCAGACAGCGCCAGGCUCUACAAUGGCUUCUGGAUGAGCUACAACUUGACAUGCUGUGCAGUCUCUCCCGACAAAAGACUGAUUGCAGCUGGGACAUCGCUGCGUGCCAUCUUGCUCUGGAACACAGACACUGGAGCAGCCCUGGGCAGCUUCAAAGGGGAUGCUGAAGAUGUGAAGUCUGUUCGCUUCUCCCACAAUGGCAGCCAGCUGGUGUCCGCCUCAUCGGAUGGCACGGUCGUGGUUUGGGACGUGGGCAACUACCGCAGAUGCUCCCGGGUGGCACUCAUGCCAAUACUUGCCGUAGCCUUUGAGAAUCAGGGUCCCCUGGUGGCCACUUUCGACGAAAGUGGGAUGAUACAGGUUUCAUCGGGGCUUGAGGCAAAGCAGGAAUUCAGGCAUGCACUGGCUGACCCCGAGAGCAAAUGCUGUGAAGAAGUGACGUGCUGCUGCUUCUCUCAUGACAGAACGACUGUCAUCUUUGGCACCAAGAAUGGCCACGUCAGUCUGUUUCGUUUGGACACAAAGGAGUGUAAGGCUUUGGGAAACCAUGAUGACAGCAUCACAUCACUAAUGGCUUGGCCAGAGGGUCUAGCCAUUUCAGGCUCCCUGGAUUCAACGGUGAAGCUCUGGCACAAGGAUGGUUCUCACAGCACGCUCGUUGGCCAUCGUGGCCGAAUCACCGCGCCAUGCCGCCUGUUUGGAGACAACCUCAAGCUUUUGUCCUCGUCGGACAAGGGCGAGCUCAUGGUCUGGAACUUGAACCACUUCAACCAGCCAUGUAUGCAGAUUAGGGCUCACAGUGGAGACUCAGUCUUGUGCUGUGAUAUUUCAUCUGAUGGACAGCGGCUCCUCUCUGGAUCUGCUAACAAAACCAUUCAGUUGUGGAAUGCUGAAACGGGUAGGCUGCUGAGUGAGAAGACACUUGACGCAUGUGUUCGCUGCUGCCGGUUCAGCCCAGAUCCCAGAAUUGUCGCUGUAGCAGCUGGCACUGAUGAGGGAUCUGUCUAUGUCUACCUCUUGGAAGAGGACUUGCUCCAGAAGGUUGGCGAGCACAAGCUUUGGGUCUACGACCUGGCCUUUUCCCCCGACGGCCGGCAGCUUGCGUCACUCUCGGAGUCCAUCUGCUGGUGGUCCCUGGACUCCCUGGAGUUUGCAUCGGCGCUGAGUUCGUUGGACGACGGAAGCGUGGCCUCCUUAGAGUCGCUGUCUCAGCCCUCCUGUCGUCGUCAACUGCAGAGGUUCCAGCUGCAGAGCUCCAAGGCCGUGGCCCUGUUUGCCUCACCAGACUUCAAAACAUUUGUUACAAUUGAUGACUCGGGGAUCUUGUAUGUACUUGACAAAUUGGGUGCUGCUCAAGCGAGUGAGAGGUGACUAGCAUAUUUUUUCAUGGUUCUUGUUUUUGUUUGCUGUUUUAUUUUUCCUAUAGUUGCACUGUGAAAGUGGGUGAAAGUGACGUGCGCACAAGCGCUACUACUCCACGCGCCUGUCUGCAUCGAGUGCUUUCGCCCGUAUCCACUUUCAUGUUUCAGCUCGGUGGCAAAAGCAAUCGGGAAUGUUCCUGAGGUGAAAUUCUCCCGCUGUAGUUCUGGCCAAGUCGUCGCUGACAGAUCAGCGAGGCCAGUACCAGUAGUCAGCUUUUGAAUUCACCCAUUUGAAUUCUUCGGAAGUGCAGAAAGCGUGCCAGCUUCUGCCUUAAGCAUGUGCCUCUUCUGCACGGUGACUACGUGUGAUAAAGUCAGUGUUGAACUGUGACUUAAUUUUAAAGAUAUGGCUUUUUUGACUGAAGAGGAAGGAGUGUCUUGCCAUCUUCACUGUUCUGGGGCCAUAGCCUUGUGUUGCUUGGCUGACAUUGCCAUAUUUUUAAUCAAUUAAGACAGCACUGUUUGUGCAUCUUUUACGGUGUGGCAGGUUAAAAUGAAUUCGAGUAAGGAAAAGAACAGCUGAUUCAGUUGUAGAUGAAUUGAGUCAUGGCUCGGCAGCACCAAAUCAUGCCAUGAGAAACUGGUUUGGGGUGCCUUUGGGCAUUGAGCACUUUGGUGCUGUUCGCAUAUGUCGUACUCUGCCUCUACACUAAAGCAGCCAUUCUGCUGCGAGAUUUUCUCUGCGGUCGCUCAACCACUUUGCUAUUUGUUAGCACACAGUUGUCCCGACUAACCGUGCCAUAUGAACUGUGGUGAUAUCUUGUAUGACUCUUGGCACACCAGUUGUGCUGCAAACUAUAGCCCAAAAAUAGCCCAAGAAUUGAUCUCUUAUUUGAUGCUUUCGCUGUUCAAAGUUUUUGCAGCAUCUUUCAUCUUGCCAGAGCCUGGCAUUCAUCUGCAUAAGGCAAAUAGGAUAGGAAAUUUUUUUAUUUGCAAUUGUACUCUUUUCUUGGGGGGUUUUUCAUUUUCGCUGCCCCAUCAUAUCUUUCAAGUUUCGAACCUCUCGUGACUGAAGGAGCUGGAGUUUGCGAGAGAGGAUAAAAUUUGUCUCGCAUUAAAAAGAGUGCAAGGAUGACUCAGCAGCCGGUAUUCAGCAGUGAUCACACGUGCAGCAAUUUCAUUUAUUUUCACAAAAAGCUGUUCAAAGCUGCAUGAUGUUAGACUAGCAGGUCAGAGUACGUGGCUGGCAGUAGCUGCAGAACAGUUUCAAUAUGGUCACUUGACUUAUGAAUCGAGUCGCAUGAAGAUGCACUAGCCUACCACUUAUGACAUUCCCUGGACACGUGUUGCUAGUGAUAAAUUAAGCAAUUUAGCAAUCCUCACUUUUGUUGUAGUGUCUGGUAUAGAGUAAAAAAAAAAGCUGGGUUGUCACUGAUAGUCAGAAGACACAAUAAUGUGCUCUCACACCAACCAGCUAGAUGUAGUGCUGCCACAUGCAGUUGUUCUCAGAUCCUGAAGUGAGUGAGCAUGUUAUUUAAGUUUUACACUUCUUCAGUCCAUUGCUGGCUGCUUACUGACCUAUUUUUCUUGUAUUGAGCUUUGCUCAUUGGCUGUUGGGAGAGCUGUGUUUCACUUCUGUGUCAUGCUGCGCGCUUGGGCAGCCUAAAAUCGAGCACAACUGACAUAAUAGUAGCACCAGUGGCCUUUUUACCUGUCAGUACAAAGCACAGCUGAUGAACUGGUGCAAAACACCAAUGUAAUCAGUGUGAGUGGUUUUAUAAUGCCACAAAAAUUUUUCAUUGGCAAUGUCACUGCCAGAACCAUUGUUACAUAAACCAGUGAAAGGGAUGCUUCCCAACCUUGCCCAGGGCAUGACAUGUGCAUAUCUGCCUGUCCCCGGUACAUCGCUAUGCGAAGGUUUUGAAGUUGCAAGAAAGUUUGCAACACUUUUUUUCUAGGAACAUAGCUGUACUCCUUUUCCAGCAUCUAAAUAUUUGCUCAAGUACAUCACUGAUCGCUUAAGCUUGCCCAUAUUUUAGCUUUCCCUUUUUUUUCUCCCCCCUCCCCCCACUGUCUCUAGACUAUGAAACAACAUCCCCUCGAUGGUAGGAAUGGCACAUGGUGUUGGCUUGUUCAUCACCAUCAACUUAAUGUUUUCUCAUUAAAUGAAACAUUAAGUGAUUCUAGUGGAGUAGUUUAGUAAUACUGGAGGAAUCAACUAUUUUUAGUGUCCCAUUAAAGUUAACAAAUAUCGCUUUAAAAAAUGCACGGUAGUUUGGCUCCAUUUACGGCACUUGCAUCUUGCAGCAUAAGUACAUUGUGAAGGAAGAAUACAUUGCUCUCACUUUAACUUUUGAGAUUUGUUGCACGGUAUGAGCUAUGUAAUAUUUGAUUCAUGCUUUCGUUUUGUCUUUUUGUCUAUGGUGCACGUCCCCUUCCUUUUUAAUAUAUGUAUAUACUUUCAUACAAACCAUUUAUUUACCAUGUGCUUUCGAAAGUUUUUAUUGCAUUUGCUGUAGUGAGAGGUAGCAUCUUGUUGAGAGUUACCAUUGCGUACCGUGCCCCGUGAUCACACGUUUCUUGUGUGCAGUGGCCAUGUGUCUUCAUUUAUACUUUUUAGACACAUGCAUCCAAACAUCUUUCUUCCUUGCACCAUGUAGAUUGCAAAGUGCCUAUUUUUGGAUCCAUGAAAUGGGCACUGUUUAUUAUAUUAAUCAUUAUCAUAAUGCCAUGUAGUAGUUCGUGCUUUUGUCCAUGUGACAUGGUCCAAAGCCACGUUAUGAAGAUUAGCAUUGCAGGCCCAUUGAGCUUUAAUUUGCAGUUUGCAAUAUGUAUAUAUACUAGUUCCGUGCUGCUCUUUCCUCCCGUAUUGUUCUAAAAUCAUUUGUUCGAUCUAUGCUUUACACUGCCGUGAACCUUCAAGGCCUUUUACCUUCACUGCUCUCAUUUCAGUGUAAAUUUAGCCACACACAUUUUUAAUUGCCUUUUUUUUUAUUUUAUUGAGAAAUGACGUUGCUUCUGUGCUGUAUGCUUGCACUUUUCUUUUUCUUCAACUUAUAAAACAUAAAAAAAUACCAAGCAUUAUUACACUGAAGAUUCACUGCAAUGCAUGGUGUUUUCUCAUGUAUGGUUAAAAGUGUUCAGAACUAAAGUUAUCUCACAAGACAGUACUUUGAUAUUUGUUGUGAAGUUCUGGAAUACCUUUUUCCAUUCUUGCCAAACAUUUGUAGCGCAGGUUGUUCCUGCUUUUUGUUCCAACAUUGCUAUGCAGUGUGUGCUUAUGAGCUUCGACAACAUUAAUUCCCUUGCCCAACACCUUCAUGUUCGUGGAUUUGAAUGCAUAAUGUGAUUGCUUUGUUUUUAAACUCUGUGGCUUUGCGAAAACAGGCUGGACUUUACUGAUGAUGCUAAUUCACGUCCUGCAACGCAGGCAUUUAAUUUUUUACAAUUAUGCUCAUUGAGUUCAAAAUAUCUUCGUUUUUUACUAUAAAGAUUCAUAGAAUGGGUUCUGUCACCAUCAUGAUGUCCGUGAAGACAUUGCAAAGAAUUUUCUGCUGGGGCUUUGUGUGUGUGUUUUCAUCAGGAAUGUUCCUCGUCAAACAAAUUUUACACAUAGCUUGCUGGAAGGCUGCUGUGUCUCAAAAAUUUUUUUCAUGCUCUCCACGUUUAUCUUAAUGAAUCACGAGGCCAAUUUUUAUCUUUUUUCGUGUGAACUGCCAAGGUUUUGGAUGUUUGCCAGCCUCGUAUUAUUUCACAACAAAGGAAGCUGACC